Molecule: messenger RNA, 2073 nt
Organism: Rotaria sp. Silwood1
Lineage: Eukaryota; Metazoa; Rotifera; Eurotatoria; Philodinida; Philodinidae
Source: the annotation of a GenBank genome assembly
AUGGUUUUUAAUGAUUUUGAAACAACUACAACAGAUAAUGCUCUUGAUUCAAGUUCACUAUCAGUAUCAAAUUCAAAUAAAAGUUUUAAUCGAAGUUCUAGUAAUCCAGAUUUAUCUCCAUCAUCAAUUAGUAAUAAAUCAAUGUCAUCAUCAAUAUCAACAUGUAAUGGUACAAUUAAUGAUGAAGACAAUGCAACAUUUGUUGUUAAAGUUUAUCGUAGUGAUCAAUCAUAUAAAUAUUUUCCUGUACUUAAAGAUACCACAGCUAAGCAACUUGUUAUGUUAGCUAUAACUGAAUUUGGUAUUCUUGAUCAAAGCAGGUAUUAUUCAUUAUGUGAAAUAUCAGUUGAAAAUGGUGUUAUAAAACAAAAACGUUUACCAGAUCAUAUUGAUAAUUUACCUGAACGUCUUCCAAUAAAUGCUCGUUAUUAUUUAAAAAAUAAUCAUUUAACUGAACAACUUGUACCAGAUCAAUUAACAAAUGAAUUUAUACGUGAAGCACGUAUUCAUUUUCUUCAAUUAGAUUCACUUGAAAUUUGUGCACAAUUAACAUUAAGAGAUUUUGCAAUAUUUAAAUCAAUUCAACCAACAGAAUAUAUUGAUCAUAUAUUUAAAUUAAAAUCAUCUUAUGGUAUACCACAUCUUGAAAAAUUUCUUCGAUUACCUAAUCAAGAAAUGUAUUGGACUAUAACAGAAAUAAUACGUGAAACAAAUAUCAUACAACGAUCAAAAAUAAUUAAACAUUUUAUUAAAAUAGCAAAAUCUUGUAAAGAAAUGAAAAAUUUUAAUUCAAUGUUUUCACUUAUAAGUGGACUUGAUCAUAAAGCUGUACAACGUUUACAAGCUACAUGGGAACGUAUAUCAGAGAAAUAUAAAAAAAUAUUUGAAGAACUUAAAUCAUUACUUGAUUUAUCUCGAAAUAUGUCUGUUUAUCGAAAUUUAUUAAAAAAUGAAUUAAUUGUACCACCUAUUAUUCCGAUGUUUCCAGUGUGUAUGAAAGAUUUAACAUUUAUUCAUUUGGGAAAUCAAACACAAGAUGAUGGUUUGAUUAAUUUUGAAAAACUUCGUAUGAUUGCAAAAGAAAUUCGUUAUAUAAUGAAUAUGUCAUCAUCAUCAUAUAAUAUUUCAAAUAUGUUUGAUUCUCCAACAUCACAUUCACAAAUUUUUGCUGGUUUUGGUCAUCAAUCAACCACAGAUACAUGUGGAACAAUGCGAAGAAAUCAAUCUGGUGUACGUUUAUCUGUUAUGGCUAAUGCGAAACGAAUAUAUGAUGAAGCAUUAAUGGUUAAAAAAGUUAAAACAUAUUUAAAUAAUGCUGAAAUAAUUGAAGAUGAAGAUCGUUUACUUGGAUUAGCUAAUCAAUGUGAACCUGCAACUACACUUAAACGACGUCCAUCACCUUCAACAUCAAGUUUAUCGUCAAAUUCUUCGUGUGAUCGUCGUGGUGCUAUACAAUUAACUAAAUUUGGUACACAAUCACCGGAUGAUGUUAAUAAAUUACUUCGUCUAUCAAACAGUAGUCAUCAAAUAAAAUCACGAGCACCAUUAAAACCAAAUCCUAAUUCAAACUCAUCUGUUCUUCAAAAUACAUCACCAUUAAUAAAUAAUUCAUUAACAACAACAGGACUUUCAUCAGUUAAUGACUUAACUCAACAUCGUCGUCAGCAUGUAACUAAAAUACGUGAUGCCAAUAAAUUAACAAGUGAAAGUUCAAGUCUAAAUUUUAAACCAACAUCGUCAACAUUACAUGUUCGAUCACAUAUUCAAUCAAAUCAAAAUAAUAGUCAUAAUUUAUCUAAACAUGCUGAUUCAGGGAAUGGUGGUAUUCAUUUAACAAAUGCAUAUAUUGUUGGUGAUAGCAAUGAAAAACUAACAAAUACGUCUGUUCCUGAUGAAUAUUCAUCAAUGCAAACUCGAAAUCAAUCUAUAUCAAAAAUACAUCAUAACGAUAAUCCAAGACCCAUAAUAAUACGUACUUGGAUGCAACGUUCGAAAUCUCAAAAUGAAAUCAAUACUAAUCCAGAAGAACCAACUAUUGAUUAUGAUGAUCAUGAACAAGUGACAGCAGUCUGA